AGCUUUCCCGUCUCCCCGCAUAUCUGUCACGAUGCUUUUCAAAUUCACCAAGUCAGACAUCCUCAACUCUUCACUUGUUCACGCAGAGACUGGUGCUCUUGGAUACACCAUCCUCACCCGUCCCCACUACAUCCGAGGUGACGAUAAGGAUUCAGACACCGAGAGCGAAGACGACUGCAGGGACACCCGCAGGACCGCCAUAUGCAACAAGGCUGGAUCGGUGGUGGCAGAAAUAAGGUGGAAGGGCUACCAGCCCAUCGAAAUUGUCAUCGGGAAGGAGCGCAUGUCUGCCAAGGGCGUAUUUGGACGUCAGAGCGGUAUCCUAUCUGGAAAUAUUCUCGGAAUACCUACGCGAUUCGAUACAGAGUAUUUCUGGAUGGCCUUGCCUGAAGGACUCACACUUCUGGAUCAUGGCACUAACCAAGUCAAGGGACAAUUUCACACCAACAGUCUACGUGUUGGUGAUCGCUUGUUAGCGGCGCCAAUAUCGGGGCUGGGUCAUGACUACCUUGAGUUCGAAGCCCAUCCCCUUGUGUCAGUAGAAGAACUCAUCGUUACCUUCAUACUGGUGGAGGUACUCCGACGAAGCCGCUUCCAUCCUUACCCAGGUGAUCACGAUCGCCCGAAAAUUUGGAGGGCCACAUCACUGGCCAAUUUGCGCCGGCGACUACGGCGAACUACUUUGUAGAACAACCAAGAUAUACCCCCUUCUCUCCGUCUUUGUAUCCGUAACUACUCCCUCGCCGCUGUAUGCGUUUCUCCUUUUAGAUCGUCAUUCAUCGCGUUCUGUAGUGAUUCUCGGUGUUGGAAUCCCGAUGCACCCAAACAGGUGCUCCCUUUGUAUGUGUAGCUCUUUCACGUAGCCUUUCAGAGUCUGAGGCGUAAUAGACGUCAUCAGGUGGAUGUAUAUA
This is a messenger RNA of Pisolithus orientalis, 911 nucleotides long. RefSeq lists its product as uncharacterized. The coding region runs from base 32 to 688 and encodes 218 amino acids. The transcript has 5 exons. The record is from RefSeq and is a predicted model, not a curated record. Lineage: Eukaryota; Fungi; Basidiomycota; Agaricomycetes; Boletales; Pisolithaceae.